Messenger RNA from Amaranthus tricolor (Joseph's coat), 7037 nucleotides. RefSeq names its product DNA polymerase epsilon catalytic subunit A-like. Gene Ontology annotation, cellular component: epsilon DNA polymerase complex; nucleus. The record is from RefSeq and is a predicted model, not a curated record. The transcript has 49 exons. Gene Ontology annotation, biological process: leading strand elongation; DNA replication; DNA replication proofreading. Lineage: Eukaryota; Viridiplantae; Streptophyta; Magnoliopsida; Caryophyllales; Amaranthaceae. Gene Ontology annotation, molecular function: zinc ion binding; nucleotide binding; DNA binding. The coding region runs from base 144 to 6767 and encodes 2207 amino acids.
CCCAACAAUUACAUUCUUCUUCCCGCCAAUUUGUACGUCUUCCGUCGUCAUUCUUCACUUAACUUUUUCUCACUCCCAAUAUCUACUAUCUUUCAUUUUUCUCUGCUCUAGAUCUGUUAUUUUUCUACCAAAUUAGGUUAAUAAUGAACGGAGAUUUCCGAAGGCGAGAUAGGAAAGAUGAUCGGAGAAGAAAGAAGCAGCAGCAAACACUUCGAAAUGCGGAGGAUGAGCUUGAAUCAAAAUUAGGGUUUGAUGUUUUUACUGAAGGCGAUAAGCGCCUUGGUUGGCUACUCACUUUAUCAUCUUCUUCGAUUCAAGAUCAGGAUAGCGGAAAUGUUUAUAGUUGCGUAGAUUUGUAUUUUGUUACUCAGGAAGGAUCUAGUUUUAAGGUGAAGUACAAAUUUCGGCCCUAUUUUUACGCGGCCACGAAAGAUAAAAUGGAGACUGAUGUAGAGGCAUAUCUUAGACGGCGGUAUGAGAAUGAAAUAGCUAACAUAGAACUUUUGGAGAAAGAAGACCUUGAUCUUAAAAAUCAUUUAUCUGGUUUACGGAAGUCAUAUUUGAAGAUAUCAUUUGACACAGUACAACAGUUAAUGACUGUGAGAAAUGACCUGUUAAAAGUUGUCGAUAGAAACCGAGCAAAGUUUGAAGCAGCUCAAGCAUAUGAGUCAAUCAUCUCUGGAAAAGGUCAACAUCGGCCUCUAGAUUUUGUAGAUUGUAUAACUGAUCUUCGCGAAUAUGAUGUUCCUUAUCAUGUUCGAUUUUGCAUUGACAUCGAUGUGAGGUGUGGACAAUGGUAUGAUGUUGGUAUAUCUAGUACUGGUGUUUUGCUUGAGAAGAGGACUGAUCUGCUGCAACGGGCUGAAGUUCAUGUCUGUGCAUUUGAUAUCGAAACUACAAAGCUUCCUCUGAAAUUCCCAGACGCUGAGUAUGAUUUGAUAAUGAUGAUUUCAUACAUGGUUGAUGGUCAAGGAUAUUUGAUUAUAAACAGAGAGUGUGUUGGGGAAGAUAUAGAAGAUCUUGAGUACACUCCAAAACCAGAAUUUGAAGGAUGUUUUAAAGUUAGAAAUGUGAAAAAUGAGGUGGAGCUUUUAAGAAGCUGGUUUUCUCAUAUGCAAGAAGUUAAGCCUGGUAUAUAUGUUACGUACAAUGGGGAUUUCUUUGAUUGGCCAUUUUUGGAACGCAGAGCAGCUCAUCACGGUUUAAAGAUGGAUGAUGAAAUUGGUUUUCAAUGUGACAAGGUUCAAGGUGAAUGUCGUGCUAGAUUUUCCUGUCACCUGGAUUGCUUUGCCUGGGUGAAGCGUGACAGCUAUCUUCCUCAAGGGAGUCAUGGUUUGAAGGCUGUUACCAAAGCAAAAUUAGGUUAUGAUCCUUUGGAGGUGAACCCUGAAGACAUGGUUCGUUUUGCAAAAGAAAAACCUCAGAUGAUGGCUUCUUAUUCUGUUUCUGAUGCUGUAGCAACCUAUUACUUGUAUAUGACAUAUGUUCAUCCUUUCAUAUUUUCCUUGGCUACUAUAAUACCUAUGCCUCCCGAUGAGGUCUUGCGGAAAGGAAGUGGUACUCUCUGUGAGAUGCUUUUAAUGGUUCAGGCGUUCAAGGCAAAUGUUGUCUGUCCCAACAAACACCAGUCUGAAUCAGAAAAAUUCUACAACAAUAAACUUUUAGAGAGUGAGACUUACAUUGGUGGUCAUGUGGAAUGCCUUGAGAGUGGUGUUUUUAGAUCUGACAUUCCGACUAGUUUCAAACUCGACCCAUCUGCAUAUCAGCAAUUAAUUGACAACCUUGACCGGGAUUUGCAAUAUGCUAUUAAAGUGGAGGGGAAGAUGGACUUGGAUAUAGUCUCAAAUUACGAUGAAGUUAGAGAUGCAAUUAAAGACAAGCUAGCUCGCUUACGAGAUGGGCCUGUACGUGAAGAGUGCCCCCUCAUAUACCAUUUGGACGUUGCUGCUAUGUAUCCGAAUAUUAUUCUAACAAACAGGCUUCAGCCUCCAUCAAUAGUCACAGAUGAGGAGUGUACAGCUUGUGAUUUCAAUCGUCCUGGAAAAACUUGUCUUCGGAAACUUGAAUGGGUGUGGCGUGGAGAAACUUACAUGGCAAAGAAAAGUGAUUAUCACCAUGUGAAGAGGCAAAUUGAAUCCGAAUUGGUGGAUAGCAUUCCCGGUCAAUUUUCAAAGUCUUUCCUUGACCUCCCCAAGGCAGCGCAACAGUUGAAGCUUAAGGAACGUCUUAGAAAAUAUUGUCAAAAGGCGUACAAACGGGUUCUUGAUAAGCCUGCUACUGAGCUUCGAGAAGCUGGGAUUUGUAUGAGGGAAAAUCCAUUUUAUGUUGAUACUGUGCGGGGCUUUCGAGAUAGAAGAUAUGAAUAUAAAGGACUCAAUAAAGUCUGGAAGGGGAAGUUAUCAGAAGCAAAAGCAAGUGGAAAUCCUAUCAAGAUCCAGGAAGCGCAGGACAUGGUUGUGGUGUAUGAUUCUUUGCAGCUUGCUCACAAAUGUAUCCUCAAUUCCUUCUAUGGAUAUGUCAUGCGGAAGGGAGCAAGGUGGUAUUCUAUGGAAAUGGCUGGGGUGGUCACUUACACAGGAGCUAAGAUAAUUCAAAAUGCUCGUGUAUUGGUUGAGAAAAUUGGUCGACCACUUGAGUUAGAUACAGAUGGAAUCUGGUGUGUGUUACCAGGGUCAUUUCCCGAGAAUUUCACAUUCAAAACAAAAGAUUCAAAGAGGAAGUUGACAAUCUCUUAUCCUUGUGUAAUGCUCAAUGUAGAUGUUGCAAGAAACAAUACAAAUGAUCAAUACCAGACUUUAAAAGAUCCAGUGAACAGAACUUAUGCAACACAUAGUGAGUGCUCAAUUGAAUUUGAAGUGGAUGGCCCAUACAAGGCAAUGAUAAUUCCAGCUUCCAAGGAAGAAGGCAUACUGAUCAAAAAGCGGUAUGCAGUCUUCAAUGAUGAUGGGACCCUUGCAGAGCUCAAAGGUUUUGAGAUCAAGCGUAGAGGUGAACUUAAGCUCAUCAAAGUUUUCCAGGCUGAGAUGUUUGACAAAUUUCUGAAUGGAUCAACAUUAGAAGAAUGCUAUGCUGCAGUUGCUGCUGUUGCCGAUCGCUGGCUUGAUCUGCUUGAUAGUCAAGGAAAAGACAUAGCAGAUAGUGAGCUGCUGCAUUAUAUAUCCGAGUCAAGCACAAUGAGCAAGUCUUUAGCUGACUACGGUGAACAGAAAUCUUGUGCUGUGACCACUGCUAAGCGCCUAGCUGAUUUUCUUGGAGAUGCCAUGGUCAAAGAUAAAGGGCUUCUUUGUCAGUACAUCGUUGCAUCUGAGCCAAAGGGUACACCAGUAAGUGAGAGAGCAAUUCCUGUUGCAGUAUUUGAGACUGAAACUGAACUUAUGAAUUUCUACGUGCGGAAAUGGUGCAAGAUUUCAUCUGAUGUUGACAUAAGAUCUAUCAUAGAUUGGUCGUAUUAUAGGCAACGUUUAAGUUCAGCUAUCCAAAAAAUCAUAACCAUUCCAGCUGCAAUGCAAAAGGUAGCAAAUCCUGUACCCAGGGUGGCUCAUCCUGACUGGCUACACAAGAAAGUUCGGGAGAAGGAAGACAAGUUUCGUCAAAAGAAGAUAAUGGAUAUGUUCUCCUCUAAGCAAGAUGCAAUGGAAAGGAUUGAUGCUGCUGCGCAUGAUGUAGAUAAUGGUAUGGGUAAUCAUAAAGUUCCAGAUUUGGAGGACUUUGGGAAAUCAGGUGGAUCGGGGGUUGGUAGUAGACCUGUUGUACAUUGUUAUGAAGCAAAUGGACAGCAUUCAUUGCAGACGACAACCUCACUUGCAAAUGUCCCCAUUUUAGACAUUGAUAAGAGUGAGGACUAUGUCGGAUGGCUGGAACAGAAGAAGCGAAAAUGGAAAGAGAACAGAGAGAAAAGGAAGAGACAAAGGCUUUCUGAUACAAAGACGUCCAAACAAGCUGCUGGUUUUUCUGAGUUAAAUCAGAGUUUGGCUAAUCAGAAAAGAAAUCUAGGAAAAAAUGGAGUUACAUCGUACUUCAGAAGGCAAGAAUUGUCUCUCACAAGCAGCUAUUGGCAGGUUUUACAGCUCGUCCCAAGUGAUAGGCCGGGUCAAUUUUUGGCUUGGGUUAUUGUGGAAGGUAGCAUGCUUAAGGUUCCAAUCACCGUUCCUAGAGUUUUCUAUCUCAACUCUAAAGCUCCUGUAACUGAAGAAUUUCCUGGGAAAUGGGUCAACAAGAUUCUUCCACAUGGACAUCGCAGCUACAAUCUGAUUGAGAUAAUAAUUGAUGAGAAAGAAUUCAGAGAAGAAAGCAAAAGACUUAUGGCUCAUUUAGCAGAUCCAGAAGUUGAGGGCAUAUAUGAAACCAACGUGCCACCAGAGUUCAAUGCUGUCCUUCAGAUCGGCUGUGUCUGUAAAGUUGAUAAAACAGCUAAAAAACGAAAUGCUCAAGCUGUCUGGAGUCUGAAUGAACUACAGAUGAAGACCACAACGGAGUGCCACUAUCUGGAUAUUUCCCUCCCUUUCUUUUACUUGUACCACAGUUAUUGUGAAGGGCGAGCAGUAUAUGGUGGUUAUUUCCCGGCGUCUAACAUGAUUUCUUUUGUUGUGGUGGAUCCUCACCAGAACAAAAGCUUGAAUCCUACAAACAUUAAGAGAUUCUAUCACGAAGCUUGUCAAGCUUUGUCUGGGGAACCUCCAAGCUCUCAAGGUGUCCUAUCAUACAAGGUGGAUUAUGUUGUUCAAAAGGAUGAAGCUGAAAAGAUCAUGCAGAAAACAAUAAGUGGACACAGGCCUCACAGUCACAGACCUGGCUUAGCUGUGAUCGAGUCUCCAAAUAUUCAUCUUUUGAAGUCUAGUAUACAAGUUCUAAAUGAACUCCCAUGUGUGAGCAUCCCAGCCAAUACUCGCGAUAGUCAAUACCCGGCUGUUGGUUGGCAAACUGUGGCUGCAAAAAUUGCACUGCAGAGAUGUGCAGCGUCAUCCCAAUGGCUGAAUGAGAGGAUUUCUCUCUCAAGAUAUGCACAUGUACCCCUGGGGAACCUUGAACUUGACUGGAUUAUUUACACUAUAGAUGUCUUCUUCUCAAGAGCUUUACGUGAUAACCAACAGGUACUUUGGAUUUCUAAUGAUGGUCGUCCAGAUCUUGGUGGCUUUGGUGAAGAUGAUACAUGCUUUGUUGAUGAGGUCAAUCAGCCUAUUUUAAUUUACCCUGGAGCGUACAGAAAGGUUUCUGUGGAGCUAAAGAUCCAUCACUUGGCUAUUAAUGCUCUUCUAAAGAGCGGUCAAAUCAAGGAAAUAGAGGGUAGUGGUUUUCAUGGUUUUGAACAAGAAACAGAUUCUGAUCUAUACACAUCGAGUGAACAAUAUGACUUUGAUGAGGCAACCUCCUGUGAACCCGCAUUUCGAGUCUUGAAACAACUAGUUCAAAGAUGCCUACAAGAUGCGAUAACAUCAGGAAAUGUUUUUGCUGAUGCAAUAUUACAGCAUCUCUAUCGGUGGCUUUGUAGCCCACAAUCGAAACUUCAUGAUCCAGCCAUAUAUAGAAUGCUUUGCAAGAUAAUGCAGAAGGUGUUUGCACUACUUUUGGCAGAGUUCCGAAAAUUGGGUGCUACAGUCAUCUUUGCAAAUUAUUCUAAGAUUAUUUUAGACACUGGAAAAGCUGGUUUAGCUGCAGGAAGAGCUUACUGUGAUAGUUUGCUUAAUGCACUACAGACAAGGGACUUAUUUGAGUGGGUUGAAAUUGAGCCACUACACUUCUGGCACUCAUUGCUUUUCAUGGAUCAGUAUAAUUAUGGAGGAAUACAGGCCAAAGACCAUGAUGAAUUUUCUGCCAGCGUAUCUGCAUCCUCUAGUACACGUUUACCUGGUGAUCUUCAAGGGGAAAUUGUUUCUAGUUGGAAUAUUGCUGAACACCUGCCAAAGAGCACUCAAGAACAUUUUGUUGUGAUGGUGUCCGAGUUCAUGUAUAAACCAUGGGAGUAUGCUCUGAAUCAUAUUGCAGAUGAAGCCAUUUUUGAAGAUGGUGACUUGAGCACACCAUCAAUAUCUGUUCCUGUAGCUGAGAAGUUUGAGGCACUUUUGAUUGAAUUUGUCAAAGAUCAGAUCAGCUCUUAUUUCACAGAGAAACUCUUUAUGCUUGUCCGUGAAAUAUUUCAUUCAAAAGAAACGAAGAAGCUGCAAAAUGAUGAUGACUUACCACAAGUGGAUCCACAGCUGACCCGGAAUGUUCAUACAGGAGAUGCUGCGUUAGAAUUUAUCAAACACAUAUGCGCUGUUUUGGCUUUGGACCAAAAUGUUCAGCAUGAUGUCCUGGUUAUGAGAAGAAAUUUGCUAAAAUUUAUCCGUGUGAGAGAAUUUGCUCCUGAAGCAGAAUUUUCUCCUCCUCCUCCGUCUUUUGUAUUACCCAACAUCAUUUGCAGCUACUGCAAUGAUGUCCGAGACCUUGAGCUGGGAAGGGAUCCGUCAUUACUGACACAGGAGUGGCGAUGUGCAGUGCCACAAUGUGGGCAGCCUUACGAUAGAGAGAUGAUGGAGAAUUCUCUACUUCAGAUUGUAAGACAGCGAGAACGGCUUUACCAUCUACAAGAUUUGGCAUGCGUCAAAUGUCACAUGGUAAAAGAUAGUCACUUGAUAGAGCAAUGUAAAUGUGCCGGUCCUUUUAAGUGUCUGGAGGACGCUUCUGAAUUCCGCAGGAAAAUGCAAGUUUUUUACAGAAUAGCAGUUAAACAAAAUUUUCAACUCUUGAGAGAAUGUGUCUCUUGGAUUCUUGAAAUUAGACAAUGUUAGCUAUUUAUUUUUACUUAGGUUGUAAAUUGUAGAAGUAUAUAUCUAAUAUAUUCCUGUAUAGAGCUAUUCAUUUUUGUAUACAUGCACUACUAAUAUUUCCCGACUCAUGUAACUUAUUUCUUCAUGUUUCUGAUUUGAAAGUAGGAUCUUUUAUGUCGUCUCAAUGUUACUAAAAAUUUCUAAGAUAAUUUCUAGUUUUAAUAUUCAAUGGUAAUGUAUAAUUUGUCACAAUGAAGAUAAUAUUUGUUAUUAAAGGCUAAUAAAAAAUAA